This is a messenger RNA of Zingiber officinale, 1380 nucleotides long. Its product is annotated as probable UDP-3-O-acyl-N-acetylglucosamine deacetylase 1, mitochondrial. Lineage: Eukaryota; Viridiplantae; Streptophyta; Magnoliopsida; Zingiberales; Zingiberaceae. The transcript is spliced from 3 exons. The record is from RefSeq and is a predicted model, not a curated record. The coding region runs from base 721 to 1020 and encodes 99 amino acids. Gene Ontology annotation, biological process: lipid A biosynthetic process.
UUAAAAAAGUGUCAUUGCUUUCAAAAUUUAGGAUUAAUGUGACAUAUUUGUGCUGUAAAAUGUUAAUGAUGUUCUCUACAUUCUACAUUUUGCUAUUAAUUUAGGCUAAAAAGAUUGCAAUCUUAAACAAGUACUUAUGGAAAAAAUAAUAUACUCUUCACAACCCACUUGUUGCUUGUAGCGUGUGCCCUAGAUGUUUGACAAAAUGCUUGCACAUCUUUUUGACCUUCAAGGCCACCUCCUAAUUAAGGAUCACUGAGAAAUAGGAGUCUUUCGUUCAUUGGAUUUAAUGCCCUACCGAUUUACUAUGGUGACGUUUUGGUGGUGGGGGGCACCUGACAACCCCAAUAGAGAACAUGUGGCUUUUCUUAUUGUGCAAGACCUCUUCGGAGGCCUUAUCGAUUGUGAUGGAGAUGAAGACAUCAAAGUGGGAGUUCUAAUGUCAAACAAGCUUGUUGAUCAACUACUUACAGAGAAGAUGGCAGCAUGGUAAGAGUAUGAGAUUGUGUUGGGCCAGUCCAAUGUCACUGGAGCAUAUGGUUCAAAUCAAUGGGUUCAAUGCUUCCUCUGCCUUCCUUUUAAUUGAAAAUAUUUGCCAUCACUAAAUAACUUUAAUCAGUCUUGCUUUUAUUUUGUGUGUACUCUUAGUCACUAAUAUAUUAGUCUUAGUUACUAAUUUCUUCAUUUUGAUAUCUUCACAUUUCUUUAAAAUCAAUAACAAUGAAAGAUGGGCUGCAGGUUGAGGGAAUGCGCCAAGCUGGGCUAAUUAAGGGUGGAUCAGUUGAUAAUGCUAUUGUUUGCAGUGCCACUGCUGGUUGGUUAAAUCCACCAUUACGUUUCUCUGAUGAGCCUUGUCGCCAUAAGGUUUUAGAUCUUGUGGGAGACAUCUCACUCUUUGCUCAAAAUGGAAAUCAGGGGCUUCCCAUUGCACACAUAAUUGCCUAUAAGGCUGGCCAUGCCCUGCAUGCUGACUUCGUGCGAUUGCUAUCAAGAUCAUCGACAGCACAAGUGAAAGAUUAGCAACGGAAAUGCUAGCACAGUGAUCCAAAAUCCAUUUUCAUGGAAUAGUUGUUGGUAAGGCCUAGCCAUUUUCUGUAGCGUAAAUGCAUUAGCCUGGUGACAUUGUUUUCAUGUGUUUAUUUGGGGAUUCUUGAAAAAGUUUCACGAAGUUAACAUCUCCUAGGGAAAUCAUGCGUGAGCUAAGAUAGGAUGACGAAUCUCAGCCGAGCGAAACUCCUCCCUGUUUGACUAAUUAAUUGGAGUUGACAAAUUAAUUUAGUGUAUGCUAUUAAUGUUAAUUCUUCUUCAAACACCUUUUGUAAUUUGUAUGAAUGCCAUUUAUACAGCAAUUCGACAUGUGGAUUUUCCCAUUGGAAACUA